ACAACAAAGGCAUAGAGAGAUUGGUUUUCUUUCUCUCAGCAUCUCCACCCAACCAGCAGAAAACCGGUCUCUGAGGUUCCACCAAAAUAUGGAACUUGAUUUUGGACAUUUUGACGAAAGAGAUAAGACAUCCAGGAACAUGAGAGGCUCGCGGAUGAACGGGCUACCUAGCCCCACUCACAGCGCCCAUUGUAGCUUCUACCGAACCCGAACCUUGCAGGCACUAAGCAACGAGAAGAAAGCCAAGAAGGUACGUUUCUACCGCAAUGGGGACCGCUACUUCAAGGGGAUUGUGUACGCUGUGUCCUCUGACCGUUUUCGCAGCUUCGACGCCUUGCUGGCUGACCUGACACGAUCUCUGUCUGACAACAUCAACCUGCCUCAGGGAGUGCGCUACAUUUACACCAUUGAUGGGUCCCGGAAAAUUGGAAGCAUGGAUGAACUGGAGGAAGGGGAAAGCUAUGUUUGCUCCUCUGACAACUUCUUUAAGAAGGUGGAGUACACCAAGAAUGUCAAUCCUAACUGGUCUGUCAAUGUGAAGACAUCUGCCAAUAUGAAAGCCCCUCAGUCCCUGGCCAGCAGCAACAGUGCCCAGGCCAGAGAGAACAAGGACUUUGUGCGCCCCAAGCUGGUGACCAUCAUCCGCAGUGGGGUGAAGCCUCGGAAGGCUGUGCGUGUGCUUCUGAACAAGAAGACAGCCCACUCUUUUGAGCAAGUCCUCACUGAUAUCACUGAAGCCAUCAAACUGGAGACCGGGGUUGUCAAGAAACUCUACACUCUGGAUGGAAAGCAGGUAACCUGUCUCCAUGAUUUCUUUGGUGAUGAUGAUGUGUUUAUUGCCUGCGGUCCUGAAAAAUUUCGCUAUGCUCAGGAUGACUUUUCUCUGGAUGAAAAUGAAUGCCGAGUCAUGAAGGGAAACCCAUCAGCCACAGCUGGCCCCAAGGCGUCCCCAACACCUCAGAAGAGUUCAGCCAAGAGCCCUGGCCCCACGCGCCGGAGCAAGUCUCCAGCUGACUCAGGUAACGACCAAGACGCAAACGGAACCUCCAGCAGCCAGCUCUCUACCCCCAAGUCUAAGCAGUCUCCCAUCUCUACGCCCACCAGUCCUGGCAGCCUCCGGAAGCACAAGGACCUGUACCUGCCUCUGUCCUUGGAUGACUCAGACUCACUUGGUGAUUCCAUGUGAAGGAGGAAGAGUCCAGAGUACAAAUGCAAACUUACCGUUACAAUAGGGUACUUCUGCUCAAGUGUCCAACAGGGCUACUGGUGCUUUCAAAUUUUUAUUUUGUUGUUGUUGUUGUUGUUACUUUUAAAAACACACUGUAAUAUGUUGGGUUUAUUUUCCUGUGAUUUCUCCUCUGGGCCACUGAUCCACAGUUACCAGUUAUAAGAGAUAGAUUGAUAACCAUCCUUUUGGGGGUAACUUUCCAGGGAUGCAAAAUGUACUAGUCCAUGAUCUUUCUAUUGGAUACUUAGGCACCCGCGUUAUUUUCCCCCAUCUCGCUUUCCUCAUCUGUGACAGUCUUCCCUCUGCAGAGAGUUGUUUACACACAUAGCACUUAAGAUGUGUGUGGGGGUGGGGAGGGGAAAAUCAUUGGCAACUCCAAGAGUGACAAACAUAAGCGUCCCUUGUCUCCCCAUCUCAAGAAAGCUGGAGGAUCCUGGGAGGACGGCAAGGCAGCUCCCCAGCCUGGCACUUCACUCCUGAUUGAAACUCUAGUUUGUUGUUUAGCACUAAUUCUGGCUGCCAAGGGGGAGAAACACCAGCAACUUGUCAUUCUGACACCAAAGGCUUAGGACCUUGGUGUAGGAUAGGUUAAAGAGACUAGGCAAAAUUGGAAAACACUGUAGACAUUUCAAUAGUGUUUAUAAAGCACAGUGAAUUCCUUGUCAACAUCUCCACUGGGGCAAUUUAGAGUUGAUAAGCAAUUAAUAACAGUUGGGGGUGAGGGACUUUCGUAUACCUGGGCCCUCUAAGAGGCUGUCUAACCUAGCGAGUUAGGACACAAACUGUACGGUAUCCAUCUAUCUCUGUUCUAUUGAAUGCCUUGUAAACAGCCAACACUGAAAACACUGUGAGAAUUUGUUUUCAGGUCUGACACCUUUCAGUCGCUUUUUAUAGCAAGAAACCAAUAUCCUUUUUAUAAAACCUUGUGUCUGUAUUUCAGGAGCAAACUCUUCAGGCUCCUUUUUUAUAAACUGGUGAUUUUUCUUUUGUCUAAAAAACACAUGCAGAAAAUUUACCAAAAAAAAAAAUGCAGAAGAAUAAUGUAGUUUAGAAAUCAUGCUGUCACUGCCAAACAGAAACUUCCAGGAAAAAAAAAAAAAUGAAUAGCAGAGGCCAAUUCAAUAGAAUCAGUCUUUUGAUAACUUUUUAACAGUUAUGCUUACAUUAAUAAUUUCAAUGUGGACCAGACAUUCUAAUUAUAUUUUAAAUGAAAUGUUAUGGCAUAUUUUAAGCAGCUCUUUUUUAUCUAUAUUCCUGAUAUUUCAUACUGAAGACACAGAAUCCUUUCUCUUUGCUAUAAGGACUGAUCAUUUGAAAUAGUUCUCAGUCUUUGAGGUACAGGUUCAUAACACUGCUUUUUGUCUAUAAUCAUAGCCCAUAAUGGCAAAGACAACUAAAUUUAAGUAAAAGCCAUGCAUGCCAAUUCUGUGUUUGCUUUUAGCAGAUAUGAAGAUAUCCUUAUUUCAUUGUAAUUGUUCAGAUAGUUGGAAAGGUGCAACAUUCAAAGUCAAGCUGCUGUUUGGCUAUUGAAUGACUUGCAUUUGUUCCUCUGCUUUAACUGGAAUGAGCUUGGGGGGUGUGUGUGUGUGUGUGUGUGUGCAUGCGCGCAUGCGUGCGCACAUGCAUGUGUGCAUGUGCACGUAUGCAUGCACGCACACACACAUAGCUGAUUCAUAUUUAGGAGAUAUUACAGGACACCCUGACAUUAAUCAGUGGCAACUUUAUGGCAUUGCUGAUGUGCACUGUGUAGGAGGAAAUGCACUGAUGGAAGGGUUAGAUCAGAUGCCCCAAGACAAGCUUCAGAUGUCCUUAGCUACAAGGAAAAUCCAGAUGAUGGUGGUACUGACUCCUGGUAAAACUGGUCAUUGAAAAACCCCAAAGUAUAAGAAUCUCUUUUUGCCCGCUCUCCUUUAUUUGUAAGCUGUUAGAAAUCAUUAAAAAGCCCAUUUUACUUACCCACUACUUCUUUCUGGAAGCUAAAGUUUUGCUUAGUGCCUCCCAGAAAAAUUUGUAGUUAGCUGGGAAAAAAUGGUACUUGGGUUGGAGGCUGUAGAGAGUGGUAGGAGGUCAGUAUCUAAAUUGCAAACCAGAUUCCCCAAAGAUUCCACCCAGUCUUUCUCUAGAUAUCAUUUAGUCCAAUUCCUUCAAUUUAAGAUGAAAGGCAGGCUGAGGCAGCCAAAUGACCAUCUGGUAAAGAGCAGGACCAGAGGAGAAACUCAGAUUUCCUUAUGUCCACACCCCAGGCUACCUCUCUGAGCAUUCCCUUGCUUGUGCCACAUGUACCAUUAGAAAAUAUUCAGUGGCCAUAUUUUCCUCAGAAUGAUCUUUCAACCUUCUAUAAUAAUCAAUGCAUUUCUAUUAUUAUCGUCUAUAAUAAUAAUAGAAUUUCUAUCUUUCAAAAAAUAAAUAAUAAGGAAAUGUUUCUGUACUGCCACUUUAGGGGACUUUGGUCUAGUUCAAACUUCAAGCCUUUAACAACUGCAUUUUAAAUUGGCCCAUUUUCAAGGCAAAAGAGAAAAAAUCUGGUUGUUACUGAGCUCCUUCAGUCCUGUCAUUCAUUCUCAGUUUUACCCAAUCCAGUUUUACCACAAAUGUCCUGUUGUAUUACUUUCUGCACAGUCAGCAAAUAGCAGGUCAGUCAGCAAGGAUUUGCCACCACUCCCCCCAUUCUCCCUCCCUCUUAGACACACAUGCACACACACACACAAUCCAUCUAUUGCUUGUUCCUACCUCCUGAUUUUUCUCCCUUACAGAAAUAGAAAUAGGGACAAAGAAGGGGAAAAUGUAUAUAUGGGGCUGGGCUGAACAACUUCAUAAGUAGUGUUAACUGGGGUAAAUUGAGAGAAAAGUUCCUUUUCUCUUCACUGUUUUGGAAAGGAUAGCCAUUAGCAUGACUGCUUUGUGUCCUUACAGACUUUAGUAUUAGCCUAGACUGAAUCAUACAGUUUUCAAGCUGGAAGGAAUCUUCAGAUCAUAUCAUUACUACAAAUUCCUCAUUUUCAGGCCAGGAACGGAGAUGCAGUGGUAAAGUAAUUUCCCCAAGGUCACACAGCUGGCUAGGGGCAGGGAGGGCUGGGAUUAGAACCCACAUCUCCUGGCUCUCAUUCCAAGGCCUUUCCCACUGAACUGUAUUGCCUUCCACUAGGCUCCUGAGAAUUCUUUCCCAGGGUCAUGUUGCAUCUUGGAGCCAUAUGCUGCUGCCCUGAUCUCAGUGGGAAAUCCACCCACCAACCUAAUACAGCUCUUUCUCCCUAUAUUCACAUGGUUCCCAUCCACAUGGACUGCAGAUGUCCCCAGAGAGAAGCAGGCAUUGAGGACCAAUAGGAAUAGUGGGGCUGCUGCCCUCGUCCAUCAAGCACCUGGGAUCCCUGCCCACCUUGAGGAGUCCUCAGAACAGUCCCCAGAGCUCCUGCUCUGUUCAGAUGGGAUGGGGGAAGACUGAUUUCUCCUGUAAAUUCACUUCAUCUCAUCUCAUACGGGUUGGUCUUUGUAGGCUGAGGUAAAUGUUUCUUGUUCCUAGGGCAGGAGAAGGAAAGAAGGGAGGGAGAGAGGGAGAAAUAAUAGCUUUGUUUAUCCUGACUUUCUGAGAUGACUUUUCAGUAUUUUUUAAAUGAGUGUGGCUACCAUUCCCUGGCCUGGAGGAGGGCAUGGCAACCCACUCCAGCAUUCUUGCCUGAAGAAUCCGCAUGGACAGAGGAGCCUGUUGGGCUACAGUCCAUGGGGUCACAAAGAGUCGAACACGACUGAAGCAACCAAGCACGGCACAGCACCAUUCCCUGGCAAUGAUUUGUUUUUUUAUUUAUUUAUUUUAAUUGGAGACUAGUUACUCUACAGUAUUUUGGUGAUUUCUUUUAAAAUGUGGGAAUGAGACUAGCUAGAGAAAAUAACCAGACCUUGCUGUGGUUGUGCUCAUCCACAAUUUUCCCAUAGCCAUCCAGCAUCGAUGGAGACAAUUUCCAGGUAUAAGCAAGGGGCUUUGUGACUAAAAUGUACCCUGGCUGAUGUUAAACUUUGACUCCUUGUAUUUGCACUAAAAUAGCAAGCUGUGUGCUGUACACACCAUACUUCUCUUGUUGUGUACACUGCUCCUGUGGCCUCCAUGGCAGAAACCAGGGCAAUGGGGUCUGAACAUGUAGCUUUCCCCACAGUGAGGUUCUUCCUGGGAACUAGGUAUUCAUCAGUUUAGUUCUGAAAGACCUCCUUCCAGGCUUACCCCACUCCUCUGGAAAUUCUCUCUCCUUCUUGCUUCUCCUCCUCCCUCAGUGUAACCAAGGAACCUUAAAGGAAAUGUGGUGUUAUCGGAAGAAGGCAAGAAGAGCGGGUUUGAAUCUCCAGAUUCUUCUUUGAGCCACCCAACCCAAGUCUUAGGCCAGCAAUCGAAUGUUUGCCUUGGACAAAAUUACAUCAGCUUCUUAGUCCCUUUAGUACUCUGGAUGGACGUGUCCCUAAUCCCCCUCAGAUUUAUUUCUGAAUAGCUUAUCUUAAACACACACACACACACACACACAUCUCCCCUGGACAAGGGUACAAGCAUGCCAUGUCUCUAAGAUGAGCUCCAGCACACUGAUGAGAAUGUUCCCCCAGCUCAGUGCUCCUCAAAAACAUCUGUGCCAAGGGACUUUCCCAGACAGAUACAGUGGGAUAGUGGUGUUUGAAUGACCUCCCCCUACUGUCCAGUUUACCAUGGCAAUAAAAAAACAUGCAUAUUUCUUUCUUUUAAAGCCACUGGAACCUGUCCUUGGCCACAUGAAGUCAUUUGGAUUUCUAAGACCAGGCCUCACUCUUGUAUUGUCAUUGCAUUAAGGGAUUUGACCUAGAGGCCUAGGCUGGCUUCCUAAGUAAACCAUCAAUGUUUUGAAGCUCAUCUGGGACUAGCAAGGGGUUAGAGUCCUAAUGUUUUAGUACUGGGAACCUAGAGAGAAUAAAGACCUAGCAAUUGACAUGCCAGAAAUGACCUGAGACCUCCUAUGUAGCCAUGGAGCCUUACAAUUGUUGGCCUUCCUGGGUCUCUCUCCUGAUGUGAAACUUUGAGGCUGUUACACUCUGCCUCUGCCCAAGAAGGAGACCCCGUACGUAGCUUCAUCCACAGUUCUAUGAUCCCAUGCAGGGUUGACUCUUCGUUACAGGUGUGACCACCUGGAACAAGGAUACUGCCUUGAUUCCGCUCACCUACCUUUUGGCUAGAGAUACAUCUCCAGCAGGUUCUCUGGCUUUGGGUGGCCAAGACCCAGUUUGAUGAUGUUAACACUCAAUGGAUUGCCCUUAGUCAGCUCUAAGUGGCAUGAUAAUGGACUGAGACAACACAAAUCAUUUCUUAAAAACGAAUUCCCAAUUCUAUUCUUCCUCUGUCUAGCAGAACUCACUUCCCUAGUAGAUACAAGACUCGAGGUUCUUGCUACACAGCAGGCAAGACACAUCUGCAGGAAAGAAAAUGCAUUUCUAAACCCACAGAGCACUGGCUCCAGCAGGCAACCUACUAUGGGCUGAAACUUAACAGCUUCACCUAGCCCCUUCUUCUUUUUCUUUUCAGAGACAAGAAGGCUUCUCCAUCAGUCAACCUUUCAGUAUAUCUGGCUAAAGAAUUCUGCUCCUCCUAUCUCUUCAGGAAAGGGUGAUUUCUUCCUCUGUCUCUCCUACUCUGGUCUCCAAACUUGUCUCCAUCCCCACAGUUCUAGUGUGAUCUUUGCAUUCAACCUUUUGAGUUGAGUGUAAAUAAGCUUCUUGCUUAUUUUCAGGCCUCCUAGUGUGACACUGGUUAUCAUAUGACAAGACUCUUGAAUCACCUACCCCUUCUAACUGGCUAACAUUUUAUUCCUUAGUUUAUAGGCUUCAACAUCUUCUGGAAUCAGAAGCUAUCUUGUCUUGCCUUGGAUGCCUGGGGCUGGGGGGUAUAGAAUUCUCAUCGGGAAUUAAGGCAUCUUUCUGCUCCCAAGAGAAGGACAGUCUAGUUGGGCAAGGAAAGGUGGCACAGAGAAGUCAGAGCAAACAUCUUGUAAACUAAGAUGAAGACUUAAAAGUAUUGGAACUUCUCAUUUCUAGGUUAAUAAUCUGAGGAAAUCAAUGUUUUUUUUACCACUCUCUACCUUACCUCCCCUGUGUAUCUCAGUCUUUUCUUUCUCUCUCUACUUCACCAUAUUUGCUCUCAGUUUUAUACUUUCCACAUUAUAGACAUCUAUCCUUUGUCCUCUGCAAUUCUCUCUCUCUCUUAAUUUUUCCUUCCUCCUUAUCUAACUAUUGGAUAUAUACCUCUUCUUAGCCCUGUGAUUUUGCCUUGGUGAUGAGUAGUUAUUUCCAGACUUAAUGAGCCCUGAUCCUACGAGAGUCCCGUUAGAAGUCUGUUGGUGGGGAGCAAUCCGAGCCUGGCCCUUUCUCCAACAUUUUCAGUUGUAAUUCAUUGAAGCAGAUCCUCACAUACAGUUUCAUUAUAGCUCAUGUAUCUUUGGGUCUUUGCCUUCCAAGCAUUGUACAGAAUACUUUGUGUUUCAUUUUAGUCCACAAUUUUGUGGUGCAGUGAAGUAUGCUCAGAAAAAUAAUCAGCUGAACAGAAAAAUCCACCUAUGGAUUCAUACCAGCUAAAUACUAUGAAUUGAUUUUGUUUAAUCUGCUCAUAAUUUUAAAAGCUGCAAUAUAAUAUAGUGAGAGACCACAGGUAAUUUCUCCUGUCAUAUGGUUUGGCUGGACAGGGGUGUUGGGUGGGGUGGGGGGCAAUUUGUUUUAACUUUUACUGUUAUACAAUAAGCUCUCCACAAUAAUCUUAUAAACACUAAGGCUUGCCAAAUGUUGAAUUUUUUAAAGCUAAACUUAUAGGCAAUUGGGAUUGGUUUAAAUGUUAAGGGUGUUUAGCAAUUCCACAAUAUAAACAGAAGCAUUCACAUAAUUAAAUUUUAUUUUUCCUUCUGUUACUAAAUUCACCUAAACAUUUACUAUUGAUGCCAAUUCUUCAUGGUCCCAUGCAGGCAAUCCAUAUAAGAGUAAUUAAUGACACUAAAGAAGCCAUCUUGCAGGUGCUAAUUUAUUCAACAGGGUGCAUAGCCCUUGGGAAUGUCACUGCUUAGCAAGACCUUAUGGAAUGCCCUUUCCAAUGCCAUUUCUUUUUAAGUUCUCUUAAAGGGAUUUGAGCAAGUAAGAGGUUACACCAAAAUGUCUCCAAUGUAUGGUCCUGUAAUAUAUUGCAGCUUGAAGCCAAUGAUCCCUUAUGACUUGUACACAACUAAUGCAUGUUUUGAUUGAAUUUUGCAUUUCUCAUGUGUGGUAAGUUCUUUACAAUGUUUUCGGUCACCUUUUUGUGCCAUUAAACUUGUACAGAAAAUGCUUUUAUGGCCAUUUUCAAAGGGAGAAAGUUCAAAAUGGAACAGCCCACCCUUUCUACCCUAUAGCUGUAGUUAGAACUCAGUUACUGUAGCAAAACAGCUGUAAUUGGUGGUUGUAGUGUUAGAGGUGUUAGCUUGCUAGUGACUAGCUUUGGAGAGUAAAUGCAUGGUAUUAUUGUACAUCACAUUUCUUAAAUAACUCAUUUUAACCUCUGAAAAGAAUAUAUUCUUCCUUGUGGUCCCUCUUCCCUCCCUUGCCUUCUCCCUCCCCCUGCUCCCAGAUGUCUUACGGUUGUAAAUAACUGAUUUAAGGCCCAAUAAUUUUUGCCAAGUAAAGUCAGCAAAGAACAAACAAACCAGAAAGGGGGAGGAAAGAAAGACAUUUCUCAAUGGUCUCUCAGCAGUUAUUGACCAUUUCUCAAGGAAUGGCAUAGUGAUCAAAGACUCAGCUCACCUUUGAAUAAAAAUCAGUGGCAAAUGGGGAGCCUCUUUGGCAAUUUGAUGACGUUGCAAAUUGAAUAAUUCUCAGAAUCACCCAUAAUCGAAACACAGUGGGCAACACUUACCCUUGCAGCAGUGUUCAGAUAUUCAGAGGCUCUCAGAAGGUUAUGCUUGACCAACGACCAAUAAUUAUUUUUUAGAAAAAGAGAAAGACAAUAGAUAUUUAGGGGUUUUUAGCUGCCCCUUUAGAAUAGUUAUAGUGAGACAAGACAAGGACAUGGGUUUAUGUGCACUGCUGCCAGUUUCCCGGGCAAUUCCCAGCCUGCUCUUAGGCUGAGCUGCAAAAGCAGUGUUCCAAGAAGGCAUCCUCCUUUAUGGUUUGCUGUUCCCACUUGGACUGGUAGGUUUGGUGAGGCCCAUGUAAACCAGCUGGAGCAGACCCUUUUCAUCUCCUGUGCCUGUUAAUAUCCCUCUUCCUCCCUCCACAAUUUGAUGAGGGCUUUCUUUGGUCAGAGGACUUCAAAGUUUAGAGAAGUUCUCCAUGUGUGAAACGUGUUGUGAACUGUGAAUGCUGCAGAUUCACAGCGUUCAGUACCGGGCAGCCACAGAGCUGCUCUUGCAAUCAUUUUGGCUCUCAAGCUCUGUUCUUCAUCUCAUGCUCAUUUCUGUGUACAUUUGCAAGAUGUGUGUAAUGUCAUUUUCCAAAAAUAAAAUUCGAUUUCAAUA
This is a messenger RNA of Bubalus bubalis (water buffalo), 9705 nucleotides long. It is a transcript of the gene DCX, whose product is annotated as doublecortin. The transcript has 7 exons. The record is from RefSeq and is a predicted model, not a curated record. Gene Ontology annotation, molecular function: microtubule binding. Gene Ontology annotation, cellular component: neuron projection; axoneme. NCBI's taxonomy places the organism in Eukaryota, Metazoa, Chordata, Mammalia, Artiodactyla, Bovidae. Bases 89 to 1186 code for a protein of 365 amino acids. Gene Ontology annotation, biological process: axoneme assembly; photoreceptor cell development; intracellular signal transduction.